Molecule: messenger RNA, 3289 nt
Organism: Girardinichthys multiradiatus
Lineage: Eukaryota; Metazoa; Chordata; Actinopteri; Cyprinodontiformes; Goodeidae
Gene: mdh1b
Product: malate dehydrogenase 1B, NAD (soluble)
Exons: 9
Coding region: 59-1471 (470 amino acids)
Biological process (GO): tricarboxylic acid cycle; oxaloacetate metabolic process; malate metabolic process
Molecular function (GO): L-malate dehydrogenase (NAD+) activity
Source: RefSeq, a predicted model, not a curated record
CUCAAAUACGCGCGACAACUCACCUUAGUUUCCAAGCAACAGACGCUUUCUGAGUAAUAUGGCAAAAUUUGUGCUCGCUGGUAAGGCAGAUUGUCCUUAUUAUGCCAAAGCGGAAUUGUUAGCAGACGUUCUGCAGAGAUCGCUUCCGAACUUCAGGGUCCAUAAGAUCUCCGUCCUGCCCGCUGAGUGGAAGGAAUGGCUGGAAUCCACAUGUGAAAGAAAUGGCUGGAAGCAUAAUAACUCUCCUUUAGUUUGGAGGGAGCUGGUGGAACAGGGGGGCAAAGGGAUGCUCCUGGGUGGCUUCAGUGACUUCCUGAACCACUGCCAGGACUACUAUGGCAUCACAUCAGACAUGUCCACAGAUGUGAUGCAGAGAAUUGCAGCAGAGAAUCUGGAAACACAAUCAAGCCUCACUGCUGAAGAACGACAUUGUCUCAGUCUAAUUCAGCCCCUUCAUGUUUGGAUCACUGGUGCUCUCAGUUUAACAUGCCAAAUCUUGAUCCCAUCCCUGCUGUCCGCUGAGGUGUUUCCUAAAGAUGCGGCUAUUGCACUCCAUCUGCUGGACCUGGAGGGGGAUGAAGAAGAAAUGCAGAGGCUGAAGAUGGAUGUUGAAGACCUGGCGCCCAGUGUGCUCCUUCAGGUGAUAGUUCACACAGAUCUGGAUCAGGCUUUCCAUGAAGCAAGCAUCAUCCUUCUGUUGGAUGAUUUCAGAAAUGAUGCAGGAAAUGAGACCAAGCUGAGAGUUAUAACAGAGCACUACAGAGAGUAUGGGCACCUCAUCGAUGGACGGGCUAACAAACAGGUGAAGGUGAUAGUGUGUGGGGACUCUUUUGUCAACCUGAGAUGUUCACUGCUUGUGGAGAAUGCACCUUCAAUCAACAGCCACCAGUUUGUUGCCACAGCAACACAGCUGGAGAAUGAAGCCAGAGCUGUGCUUGCAAAGAAGAUGAGAGUGAGACCAUCAGAUGUCACAGAUGUCAUCGUGUGGGGGAACAUCAGUGGCAGUUUUAUCAUUGACCUGCAGAGGGCGAAGGUUUUCAACUAUCGAGGGGCAAUCAGAGGACCAGAUUCCUUUCCCCAGUCAGUCCUUCAAAUUUUACAUGACAGGAAAUGGCUGGAAACAGAAUUUCAACAACAGGUUCGACUUCAGCGUGCGGUUGUGGUUUCAAAGACCGGCCAUGCAGCUGCAAUAUCAGCCACCAAUGGCAUCCUCAGAGUACUGAAGGCUUGGCAUGGUGCUUAUGGUCAAGAUGAGGUCUUUUCAGUUGGUGUACUUUGCACAGGCUUUUUCAAACUCCCAAAUGGCAUCAUCCUCUCAGUUCCAGUUACAUGUAUGGAUGGCAAAUGGUCUGUUCUGCUGGAUGUGACUGUUGACAACAAGCUUCAGGAGGAACUCAAGCUUUGUGCAAAAGAACUGCUACAGGUUUUUCACAACAAAGCACCAAAAACAAAGCAAAGCACAUACUCUUGAAUAAACCCCAUCUCAAACACAGGGACUGUAUAGGAACUACAUACAGCUCAAAAAUAUAAUAAAGGUUUGCUUUUUUUUUAUCCUUAAGUCUCUUUCAGUUUGUCCUUUUAUUCUUUUCACACGAGUUGUAUUUUUAUUUUACCACGUUUAUCGUCAACAAGUCCUUUGCUUUGCAAAAAUUGUCCAUAACAGUUUUGUAUAUUUAAAAGAUCUGACAACUUUGUGGACAAAAGGAACAAUUAGAAAAUAUGUUCUUUUUGUUCUCAGGAUUGUUUGAUUCAUUAAAAGCCAGUUUUUAUAGUAGUAUUUAAGCAUAAAACAACUCCUGAACACAAAUGUUUCUGUUAAUCACACACUUUACCAACCCAUCUCUAUUUCCAGAUGGUAGUCUUUAAACAUUAAACUUUUAUUCCCAACAUUAGUAACAAAAUAUGAAACAAACCGAACCUCUCUUCACCUGAAGCAUUCAAUGGUUUGUUUUUUUACAUCACAACUUGUGCAGUACUUUGUCUAUAGACAAGGACAACUUGAACAGAGUGCUGUUUUUACAUGCAGAAAAUACACUUUCCACCUUUUUUUUUUGUUUUGCAUUUCUACACUAUUAACUGGGGGGAGGGGUACAGAUCAGAGGUUAGUAGAAAUACAAUGCACUACGACUGGUUUGGUAAGAGGAUACAUAUUCUGCUGUUACGUUCGCUUUGUACAACCUGAGAGUCGGAUGCUGAGUGGUUUAUAACAGCGGAGAAGGCCCCUCCAUACAGAUUCGAUCAUUUCUGAGCCAAUUGUAAAGGAAUUAUUUAGCCUUUUGGAGAAAAAAACCCCCAAAUAUUCCUACGUGUGAUGCACUGCAUGCAUGAACAGUAAAGAACAAGGGGAAUAUACAUACUCCAGCGACAGCUAUACACAUGGAGAGCCUAUAUAACUUUAUUUUUAGAUCAGGAGAAAAUUCAGUCACAAAUGGACCAAUGAUGCACAGAUGACAAUAAAAACGUAGAACUGAUUACAUCCUUCUUCCGUUUCACCUUGCAGGAAAGUCACUUGUGUGUAUCAGUUCUUUAUUCUUAACAUCCAAUAAUGUCAAAGCUGUAAGUCACUGAAAAUGUUUUUUUUUUAAACUAAUUUCAGGUUCAGUGAGGGAUUUCUGUUAUUUUCCUACAAUUUACACCUGGAUGUACAUUGUGUCAUUAAGACACCUAUAUACAAUCAUUAAAGUAGCCAAAAAUAAACUUUCAGUCUUCCUCUAAGAUUUUUUUUUUCACCAACUGGCUAUUAAUUUAAAUAAUUUAUAACAUAUAUUAAUAGUUUUAUAUCUAAAUCCAUCAUUUUACCUUUUGCUCUGACGGAUUCAGUCAGUGAGCUGAGGCGUUAUUACUGUAUUUAGGUUUAUCGGGCCCAUCAGAACCCAGAUUCUGACCACUGUGCAACCACAAACUAUAACUGACACCUCCAUAACCCUUCAUUCAAGUUCUGCCUCAAACAUCAGGAGGAAACACAAUCUUCUAUUGUUCGGGCCACACUGAUGAUUCGCGGUACGUGUGUAUUUAAAGGGGACAUAUUUUUGCUCGACAGAUUAGGGUCAGAUGUUUACAUACACUCAUCAUGGAUUUUCUCUUUUCCACACAGGGUCCAAACUAUACCUAUAGGUUCAGAUAUAUUGAUAGAGGCCAACUAAUAUUUGGGGAAAUGUUCCGUAGAAAGUUUUUAGUAGGGAUCAACGAGCUUUUGGCACAACUCUGAAUCGACAUUUUAGCACUCAUCAGAAAACUGGUUGGUUUCCUGGAAUUAAAUGAGUGCAUGCAUUUUUAUUUGUCAACCGGC